CCGGUACCGGUCCGUGGCCCGGGGAACCGCUGGUUUAAAUGCAGGCAGUGGGUGGAUAUAUCUUCCACCGUCCUGCCGGUAGAUGGGGGCAGUCAAAGUCCCACACUGUGCUGAAGACUUCGGUAAAGUUUUGGACCACCCCGGAUAGCCCGGGAGAGGUUUCCUAUUGGUCUGCCAAUGAGAGAGGUGUCAAAUGUCCCAUGGAGCAGUAAACUUCUCAUGAUCAAAAGUGGAGCUUUCGAAUGGCCUUUUAAUUAAUGAAUGGGGUGGAUUGCCGCAGUGCAGAAAACGUGUGAUUUAUUAUGCAGACAGGGGAUUAUACAGAAGUUUCCUUCAGCUCUGACAACUUUUUCGAACUCGCUGGGGUUUUUUCCCCCCUUUAUUCUUGCUCCAGAAAUCACCCAAACUGAACAAUGUCGCAGUCUGAGCAGAAAGAAACGUCGGAGCAGGGAGCACAGAGCUCUGGACGCGAGCAGAGCGACGUGUUGGUGAAUCCCAGAGCGGUGUGUAAGGUGUGUAAGCGCCUGUACCGGGACCCUAAAAUCCUGCCGUGUCUGCACACGUUCUGCUCUGACUGCAUCGCUCAGCUGGAGCCGUUUUCGGUGUCUUCACGUAUCCAACGGGAUGUUCCGGAGGGCGGUAAGCGGGACAAACCACUGGAGGCAGACCGACCCGCCGUCACUAUCACGGUGCUCUGCCCUGACUGUGACUCAGAGGUAGACCUCCCUCCGUCCGGGCCCGUCGGGCUGAGUACCGACCACUUAGCGCUGGACGAAGUAUUCGUGGAGACCCUGGAAACGGACGGCCCGCUGGGAUGCGACCUGUGCGGAGAAGGAGGUGCUGAGAGCCGCUGCGAGGUGUGCUCCGUCAACCUGUGCGAGUUCUGCUGCCAAGCGCAUAGACGGCAGAAGCGAACAGCAUCUCACUCCAUUCAGGCUUUGGAGGAGCUGAAGGCUUGUGGUCAUCUGGUCCGGCCUGUCCUCUGCACCCUGCACCCGGGACAGGAGCUGCGGCUUUUCUGUCAGCCCUGCGACCUGCCCGUCUGCCUGGAGUGUGCCGCCACGCUGCACCGCGACCACCGCUGCUGCCCCACACGUGAUGUUAUCGAUCGCCAUGGGGACCGCAUCAGAGAGCUGGUUAACGUGCACCUUCGACCCCGGCUCGAGCGACUGGAGGAGUCACUGCAGAAGGUGGAAGCAUCUCAGGAGACUUUGCAGGCACGAGUUGAGGCCACAGCCAGUGAGGUGAGGGCAUUCGCACGAGGUUACGCCAGCGCAGUGGAGGCCCACUGUCUGUCUCUGCUGCGGCGUCUGGAGGAGCUCCGAGUCCAACGGAGGAACCACCUCCACUUACAGGGGGUGCAGCUUCAGCAGGCUCUGCUGGACAUCCGAGGCAGUGUGGAGUUCGCAGAGCGGCUCCUGAGUUGUGGGUCUGACGCUGAGAUCCUCAGUGCCAAAGGAGUGACCUUGAGAAGACUCACCAGCCUGGCAGAGAGGGGUUAUGACCCCCACCCAGCAACUGUUGCCCCUGACGAUGGCAGCAGUAUAUCCUUCAUGCCCAGGGAACCCGCAGGGGAGGUGGAGGGCUACCCUGUGGUCGGGGUAAUCAACUCUAAGACGGUGGAUGUCAGCAGGUGCACCAUUGAAGGAGAAGGCCUGCAGGAAGGCACGGAGGGCCAGCUGGGCCACUUCACCCUGGUGUGCCGAGACUCAGCUGGAGAACAGUUGGCGCGAGGUGGAGAGCACGUCCUCGUGAGCGUCGUUCACACAGAGAAGAAAAACUGUAAAGUGGAGACAACUGUGACUGACAACAGUGACGGGUCCUACAGUGUGUCAUACACACCACAGCAGCCAGGAGCGUACUCUGUGUGGGUUUGUGUCAAAGCCCAACAUGUCAAGGGCUCUCCAUUUGUUCUGAAUGUGAAGAGGAAGUUCAGGCGUCACAGAGGGACGUUUCACUGCUGCUCCUUCUGCUCCAGCGGAGGAGCCAAAGAGGCUCGCUGUGGCUGCCCGGGAACCAUGCCAGGAGGAUUUAAAGGCUGCGGUCAUGGUCAUAAAGGACAUCCCGGGAAGCCUCACUGGUCUUGCUGUGGCAGCACCACGGAGCAGUCGGAGUGUUUGCCCCAGAGCGUGCUGGCUGCCGUUUCCCCUCGCAGCCACCUGCGAACUGUGGAGCUCUGAGGCGACGCAGAGCCGAGACCUGUCAGGACGAUGCGGUUUCAUAAAAAGAUGGCAGAAAUGGAAAGGUUAGAGCUGCUGGGAAGUAACCUUGAGGUUGUCGGCGUAAACCUUGGACCAACUUGAAAAGGUCAGACAAGGGAAGUGAAAGUAACCUAGUGAGGCAGGACAUCAGAGUCACUGCAUGUCGGGCUUAAUGUGAUACAGUAUCCAGCCAGCUGCUAGAGACUAACAGUCCUCUGUGUAGUCCACAUUGUAAAAGUGCCUUUAUGUGUUGGCUUAUCAUGCUCAUGCUGGAGGAGAAAGGAGAAAGAAGAAGCAUCGAUCACAGCAGGACAGAAAUGUGCUUAAAGCCUUGCUGAAAGGAAGCGGAGCAACAGCUGACAGUUUACAAGUUUUUAACCUUUUAAUCAGCUCGGAAGUUCUGAGGUGCUAAAAUAAAUUUUUGAUUCAUGAUUUUAAUGGUCAGUAAAAAGAACAGCCAGAAUCAACAGAUUGUGGAAUAUUUUAUGUCUUUUUAUAUCAAACAGUCAGAGGAAGUAAUCCUAAAUAUACUUUCGUAAAUAUAGCCAUGGUACACCACCACUCCCUACAUGGCACCUUGCCUGUGUAGACAGCAAAAAAUGACUGUAAUGCUAUUUUUCCCCC
This is a messenger RNA of Haplochromis burtoni (Burton's mouthbrooder), 2825 nucleotides long. RefSeq names its product tripartite motif containing 45 (gene trim45). Gene Ontology annotation, cellular component: nucleoplasm; chromatin. Bases 414 to 2180 code for a protein of 588 amino acids. The transcript has 8 exons. NCBI's taxonomy places the organism in Eukaryota, Metazoa, Chordata, Actinopteri, Cichliformes, Cichlidae. The record is from RefSeq and is a predicted model, not a curated record. Gene Ontology annotation, biological process: positive regulation of DNA-templated transcription. Gene Ontology annotation, molecular function: protein binding; ubiquitin-protein transferase activity; zinc ion binding.